GUAAGUAACUGUAGUUUUAAAAAUUGAAUUUUUAGAUUGAACCUGGGGUAUAUUUGCUAGUUUAUUUAGGAAUCUGAGUUGCUUGAUCUUUGCAGGGGUCGUGGGCUUCUCAUUUGACUGACAAAAGCUUUCAUUUUUCUUGUUUGGGGGAUCUGAAUUAGGCUAGCUUUGUUGGUUGAAUCAUGAUUUAAGGGUAUAGAAUUUAUUGGAAGCAAAUUAAUUCAGUAAAUGUUCGAAGUUUAAAUUUAGUUAAUAGUUAUGUGUUAAAAAUUGGAUCUUUUCUAGUGAAAUGGAAUUAUAGGAACUUAUAGUUCAGUACUUCAGUUAUAUCUGCUCGUGUAGGCCACUAUUGUUUAGUUCUUCUUCAGUUAUAUGCCUAUGUGAACUGAAAUUAUAUAUGUCUGAGCAAACUGUGAGCACUUUGAAUUUGUGACAUUGCUCACACACAAGUUGUAAUGAAAUUUUGUAAAUGUCAAAAAUUGUUGAGGCUGUCAUCUGUUAUUGUUAUUGAUGUGGAUCGUGGUGUCACUGGUAUGGCUAAUAGUAUAAAAUGUUGUGUAGGUAUGAACUAUGAUACCUUGUGUGUAAUGUAACUAUUUGUAGAUUUUAGUUGGUCUUUCUUUAUCGUGUGUGACUGUUGUGUGUGUGACUGACUGCAAAAAAGAAAAAGUUGUAUUUCGUUUGCUACUUUCUUUAUUAUAAUAAUAAUGGUAAUAAUAUAUUUUUUUUAACUUAAAUCAGAUUGAUGAGCACGAGGUUGGUGACCGAUGUGCGAGCUUAUAUGGAAGAAGAACUGCAGAUAAGUUUCAAUCUCCUUUUUUCAGAAUCGCCUGAUUUCCGUCAGGCGUGUAGGUGUGACGAGUGCCGUCACAAAAUCACUAUGCUCGAGGAAUUUGAGAGCGAGAUUAAGUGGAAGAAACGCUUAGUCGGGCGUUACAAUCUUGAGCUCGAUAAUAUCCAAUUACACUGUUCAUCGCUUCGCUCCGCGGUUGGAUGGACGCAAGGAAUGCUGGAUUUGCUUUACAAACACCUAGAAGAAGUAUACCAGAAGUCGGGAGCUAAAUUCUCAAGGAAAAGGAGUCGUUCAGAUGAUCUGAUGGGAGACAUGUACUAUGAACUAGUUGAGAUGCAUGGUAGUUGUAAUUUAAUAGACGAGCACUUUGAAAAUAUAACAACUGUGGUUGGUAAGCCUUCUCUUGACCCAAUUGGCCCUGAAAUUCAUUACGGGUUUAUCAAGUACGAGAUAACCGCAGUGAAGGAUAAGGCUUUUGCCAUUCUCCAACAAAUGGCUAAACUAGAUGAUGAGAUGGAAAAGAAAGGUGCCGAAGAAGGGCUGGAUCAUUCCAUUUCCAAGCACUACCUUGAAGAACAAAUCAAGUUGGUGAUGGAGUUGCCGGCCAGGGAAGUGUGCGAAGAAGCUACAAAUAUUAUUCCUGUAGCUCUAUCCGUUCCAUACAAGCGACUGUUGGUGCGUGAAGCUUCUACUUUCAUAUUUGGGACAUCUCGUGACAUAAUCAGGGAAAGAGAUUCUUUCUGGCAACAAUUUCUCAAGCGGCCUUCCUCGGGUGAGAGCAAAGAACAUGUGUCAAAUGGUUUGAAUCAAACCUUACAUUCACUACUUCAAAAGGUACAAGACUUCAAGGAUCAUUGGGAAGAGAAGUAUGCUGCCAUAAUUGGCGCAUAACGGAGAGAUCUGGCCUUGAAGCAUUUUGGAUGUUAGCUGAAGUAUUAUUGAAGAUGCAAAAUAAAGUUUCAUGAUGAUUGGACUUCUGCUUUGCACUUUGAAUUUUAUAUGUUUGAAUUUGAACUCAUUCAAGAAUGUUGGACACGUAGGCUUUGAAUGUUUAUAUCUGGUGACUUUGUGCAAGGGAAGCAUGUAAGAUUUUACUAAGGUCAUGUUUGGUACAAACAUAUCUGCUCAAAAUGAAUUUUUUUAUUAAUUAGGGUUAAUUUUGAAAAAAA
This is a messenger RNA of Striga asiatica, 1962 nucleotides long. Lineage: Eukaryota; Viridiplantae; Streptophyta; Magnoliopsida; Lamiales; Orobanchaceae. The record is from the annotation of a GenBank genome assembly.